AUGAGCUCUUCCGUCAACCAAGCAUCCGAGGCUCUCAACAGCAAGCAGCAGAGACAGUAUCAGUGUCUCUGUAUUUUGCUUCAAGCUGUCAACGAGACUUGCAAACACAGGAGUGAUAUCAGAUACUCCUCUGGAAAGAGUCAAAGCGAUGCCCUCUUGACUGAUUACCAGAAGUUCAUUUGUAAAAUGGCCCAAAUCCUCGAUAAUGAGAAGGGUGGCGAUUCUGCCACAGCGCUUAUUGUUGCGAAAGGGCUGCGUGGGCCAGACUACGUUUUUGCCUCAAACUCGAGGAAAGCAUCUGAACUGGAAAGAGCCAAGUCGUUUCUCUCUGACCUCCUCGGAUACGUGGGAAGCAACCCUGAUGAAUUGACUCCCAAGGGAAUACAAAAGCAAGUCUUUGAUCGUAUUCUUGAGUUCAAUUUUCUCAGAUUUGAUGCAUACCUAAACGGACUGGGUACUGCUCUGCAGUUCUGCAUAGAUAACUGUGAGAGAUCACAGGAGCCUAGCAGGUUCAGCGAUAUGGCUCAGUUGCAAGCCAUCAAAGACAAGUCUCUGUUUCCUCGCGACAUGACUUCCUCUAUUGACUCCAAAAAGAAAUUUUUCCGUGACUGCGAAGAUCUUAUCAAAGCUAUACAUAACAGCCAAAAUACCGGAAUAAAUAAAGUCUUCGACAAGCACAUCGGCAUUACCGAGCCGGAAAUUUCAUAUCAAUGGUGUCAGCUGCGCCAUCAUCUUGGCCGUCUUCAUUCACUUCGCCAAGCUUCCGAGGCCAUAAUCGAUGCUUCCACAAAGUGGCCCUCGCUAUUCAAAGACUUCACGGUCAACUACAUUCCAUCAUCCCGUCUCCGAAGGUUCACUCGCCUCCACGGACUGCACGCUUCACAAAAGGACAUUAUUGAGGCUGCAUUUCCAGAUCAUGACCUAUCAUAUUACGAGGGUGACAUCGCGGAACUUCGCAGACACGGCCUGGAUGAACAAAUCCAGAAGCAGGAGCUCAAGUUUCCAUCAAAGACUCUGGUUCACUGCGAAGCGAAUUUGCACGGCCAUCUUGUCAAAGCUGGCAAAACUCGACCUUGUGACUUCUGGAAUGAUGUCAUGUUUAUCGCUACUAGCAAGCCUCCUUGCAGGCUUUGCUAUUACUAUUUUCAAGACGGCGACAACGACUUCCAAGUACAGUCGUCCCAUAUGAACCUUUACCCUCGAUGGAGACUCCCCGACGUUGUUGAUUCUAACGAUGAAGCAAGCAUUGAGCAUCGUGAGGAGCUGAUAGAGGAUAUAUUCGAGCACCUGCAGGACAGUAUACUGAAUGUUUUACAAGAAAAGUUCCCUCAGUGGAAACGAAAUGAUUCUCGUACAGACUCGCGAGGCUGUACGGAUGUUCGAGAGGGUGCUGAUAGUAGAACUCCAACUGGCGGACACUAUAUGCCACCCUCGGUCGUGGAUGAGGAAGGUUUCCGCGAAGGUCUUUUCUAUUACGUCGCGAAGUUUCUGAAGGAAAACCCUACAGCUACCAGCAAGUUCAAGAAAAGCACCAUGGCUCGUAUCGCCAAGAGUUGGAAGCCUGAAGAGGCUCUGGCCAUGGAUCACCUCAAUCUCAAGCUUCCGGCGAUUGAGGAUGGCGUUGUCUUGUACAACUAUGUAAAGGACGGAUACAAGCAACAGUUGUGAGUUCCUUAUGAAGGGCUGAAGGGUGGAAUGUAACCAGGUCGUAGCGUAGGCAUGGGAAGUCGCGAUACUUUGCAGUGAACCGGGGAGGGAUGGCCAGUGGAAAGAAUAUGAGCUGAUGUGGUUGACAACCAUCCUCUCUCCCGACUUGGUGCGUGACUUGUCUGAUCCUGUGAGAUAAUGCACCUGCAAAUGAGACAGUAAACACCCACUAGUCUUGACCAUUCCACUCCCUCUUCAAAGUUCCAAUGAGUGCCUUUGUC
Molecule: messenger RNA, 1928 nt
Organism: Fusarium oxysporum Fo47
Lineage: Eukaryota; Fungi; Ascomycota; Sordariomycetes; Hypocreales; Nectriaceae
Product: nucleic acid/nucleotide deaminase domain-containing protein
Exons: 5
Coding region: 1-1668 (555 amino acids)
Source: RefSeq, a predicted model, not a curated record